Vitrella brassicaformis is the source of this 2554-nucleotide messenger RNA. The record is from the annotation of a GenBank genome assembly. Lineage: Eukaryota; Vitrellaceae.
AUGUCUGUCAUUGCGGAAGGAGGGGACGCCGUCGUCUUCGGUAUGCUCCCCCAUCACCAUCCCUCCCCUUUGAUACCAUACAUUCGCUUCAUUCUUUCCCUCUCUCUGUGUGUGCGUCUCUCUGCAUGUCUGUGUUUGCAGCCCUUCUCGUGAUUGUGGGCAUCAUCGGCACGUUAUCGCUGUACAUCGGUGUCCGCGCCCUGUACCGCACAUGCAUCGCACCGCAGCUGAGGAACAAGGCACAACAGAGUAACGUCUUGGCCGUCUUCUUAAGGGAGAGAUGCGACCAUGCCGUGAGGGAGGGGUGGGUGCCGCGGCGAGUGGUCAGGGAGGCGGACGUGUUUGGCGCCCCCCUGCUGAGACAAAUCCAUGCGGACGGGCCGCGGAUGUGGGACGUGAAGCCACAGGUAUGCACGAGCGUUGUCCCAUCAAUCCUCUUCAUGCUGUCGUGUGGCUUCAUGCUGUCGUGUGGAUGCCAUGCAGCCUCGGUCAUCCCCUCCGCCCGACCUCUAUGAGCCUCCGAGCUACCUGCUGCCCGUGUCAGUGCACCAGGAGGUGUCCACUCUGCCCCUCCCACCACAGUCGGCCGCCUACUUCGAGACAACGCUCCUCCCACACAUCACACCUGACGAUGACAAUGCCAAUCAAGACGAGGAGGGGUCGCUCAGCGCGUACAAGAAGCCACAUGGGCCGCCGAUCUUUGCCGUCGGUGAGUGAGUGAGACAGGCAGCAGAUGAGGGAGGGACUCGGCACAGGGUCGUUUUGGCUUGGUGUGCCAGGUGUGUGUCCGAGCCCCUACCCGCCAGACUAUCUGCCGGGCCUCUUCGCACCGUCCAUCGCAUUACACAACUGUGCGGCAGACAAACAGCCAGGAAGAAACACAAUGAAAGGGAGACAUCCAUCAUCGUGUUGUGCCCCUUCUCUGUGUGUUCAGUGGCCUACCUAGAGGACGAGGGCCACCGUGGGUCCCGUUGGUCGCGGCCCAAGGGCGGCGAGGGCGGCAUCUACAACGGCAGUGUCGACGCAUGCACACCGGCGCCAUUCUUCGAUGUCGGCGCGACGAUAGGCUGCGAGAUCGAUCGAGCGCAGGGUACGCUGCUCUGUCCCUUUGAGGGUGGCAUGAAUGGCCUGUCUUGUGUGCUCAUCGAUCAGGGAGGGUGACGUUCUUUCUGUUCCGCAGCAGCAGCAUCGACGGGAGUGGCGGCCAGAGGACCACAACCAGAACCAGGCGGCGGAGACAGAGAGGCGUGAGCGAGAGGACGAGGCGGCUGCUGUAUCGGGUGGUGCAGCCACACAGGGCACCGACCGUCAUCACCGUCAAGGCGCCCCAAUUCACUCUGUGCGUCGGGGGGGCCACACAAACGCUGCGGUGCCAUCCUGGAUAUGUUGUUGUGUGUGUGUUGCGUGUCGUCAUGUCACACAGGCGCACCCCGCUGGAUGCCUUCACGUUGGACCCUGACCGGCCGCCGGAACAUCUCGAGAGCGACACCCCCGCCAUGUUCGUCACUGUGGCAACAACUCACCCACGUGAGCAGCCCACACCCUUGUCCAUGGCCCCGUGCACAUAUCUAUCAAAUCUUUCUUGACCAGGUGCGGUGUCCUUCAGCGUCAAUUUCGGCGAGCAGCCUUUCCUCCGCGAGGAGGGCGACGACAUCGGCUUUGGCGUGCCCCUCUGCCCCUCAGCCCCCGGACACGCUGACAAGACUCGAUCUGUCCGCCUUUUGCUGAAGCAGGCCAUCGCCAAGACCUUCUCGCGGCCGCGAGCAUCCCCUCUUGGGCGACAGGAGGUCUCCACACCUGAUGACGCUGAAGAGUCGAAGGGAGAAGGGGAUGUCCGUGUGGUGCUGGGGCGAGGUCGAUCAUCGAGCACCGCCCCAUCGGAGACUGCCACCCUGGGACCAAUCCCACCCGCCCCAACAUUCCACCAACCACACAGACCACCAGCCGAUAGACAGCACCAAGAGCAGCAGCCAUCCUAUCCCAAACGUGAGAAACGGCCGUCCCUGUCUGCACUGGUGGAGGGCAACAAAAUCCUCAGAGAUGGCGGUGUCGGGAGUGGUGCUGGUCGUCGGGCGUCGGAGCCAGCACUGGGGGUGUCGGCCCUGCCGCCUGGAUGGAUGAUGCAUGAGGGAGAAAUGUCUCCCCCUCCCUCCGCCCCGAUGAGCGACUCGCCACCCCUUUCCCUACUCGCAGGCCUCACACCGCUCGACGAGAGAAGACGGCCGACCAUCACGUCAACCACCACACACCAGCCAGCGAUGCGGCCAGUGGUGUCUCCUACUCUUCACGCGGCCAGCCGUUCGCCGCCGGCAUCGUGGGCUCCUCCCGCCAGAGGGCCGUCGAUGGAGAUCGACCUGCUGCCGCCACCAGCUGCUGCUGCCAGCAGGGGCUGAUGGAGUGCCUGACGAAGACGGGUGAGGCAUUCAUGGAGAGGGAGGGAAGUGCAUUGAUUGGAUGUGAUCGCACGUUUGUGCAGCCGUCUUGCUUUCGUGUGCUGCAUGGCGACUGGUGGCUUGUUCUGUAGCUUCGUUAAUGGCCUAUUUUCCCUUCCUUG